UCUCACCAUCUCUCUCUAACGACCACUAACCAUGCCCAAGGACGCCCGGGCAAGCUAUGGCGCGAGCCGCGCCUGUGACGCCUGCCAUCGGAUGAAGAUCCGCUGUGUCGACCGCGCGAACCCGCCCUGCCGGCGGUGCAAGACCAUGGACCUAGAGUGCACGUUCACGCUCGAGGCCACGACGAGCUCGUAUAGGAUCAAGAGCAACCAGGACCGUGUCGCCCACCUCGAGCACCAGAUGGACCAGGUGCAGACGAGCAUGCGGAACAUGGAGGACAUGAUCCGCGUGCUCGUGGACAGCAGCGCAAAGGUAUCCACCGCGGCGUCCAGCGUCGCGAGUCUCACGAACACAACGCUGCCGACGACGCUCGACGAGUGGGUGAGCAGCACGUCCAACGCCGUCGUCCCUGUGCCCGACGCCGCUGCCCCGCCGCCGCGCGCCGACUCGUCCGAAGAAGACGACGACUACCUCGUCGACGCGGCGAACGGCGCGUCAAUGAAGCAGAUCAUAUACCACGACGAGGAGGAACGCCUGCGGCGCCAAGAAUCCCUCUCGAGCCCCGGCACCGGGACGGGGCCGAGCCCGAACGAGCGGCGCGAGUCGGACACUAUGCGCGCAAUGAGGCUCGCCCGCAGGGAGAAGAAUAACCCCAUCCCUACGCAGCGUGGCGACCUCCUCCAGGACUUUGCGGAUCCUGUGCUGCUGGGAUACUUGACCGAGCAGGAGGGCCGGCACUUGUUCGACCUAUACUUCCAGGGCGCGCAUGCCUUCUUGCCCGUGUUUGACGCCGAGAAGGAUACCUGGGACAGCCUCCGCGCCCGCUCGUCCUUCUGCCUCACGGCCAUCCUGCUUGCCGGGCUGAUCGCGUCGGCCGGCGACAACGGUAUCUCCGAGUCGGGGAGCGCGCUGCGCGAGAAGCUGCUUGCGCAUGCCGAGAAGAUUGCCCUCGCAACCGUCUUCUCUCCUGUCGCAAGCAUCGAGGCCAUCCAAGCUAUGGCAGUCAUCCUCACCAACUGGGGCGACACGUCGUGGAGGCCUGGGAACCACCUCCUCAGCCUCGCCCUCGACAUGGACCUGCACAUGUGCCUCCCCCACCUGGCGAAGAACGGCAUGGGCCGAAGCAAGACCGGGCAGGAGCUAGAGCGCGAGCGGGCCUUGGUGGCCGGCACGCGGAUCUGGCUUGCGACGAGCAAGACGCACACUGAGAUGUGCUUCAACUACGGCCGGCCUGUCCUGUGCCCAGCCGACCAGCUAGCCAAGCACGGCCGCGCGUUCCUCGAGCAUCCCUUAUCGACGCGCGAGGACAGCCGCAACGUCGUCAUCUGUGAGGCGCAUGCGAUGCGCGAGCCGGUCCACGCGGCACAGUGGCAGGGCGUGCAUGGCGAGCCGCUCAACCUGCUCAUCGACGCGGCGAUGGUCAAGCUCGCCUUGUGGGAGCAGUACUGGUUCGACUACUAUGCACGGCAAGGGUUCUCGGACGACAACUUCUUCGUGACGGAGCUCAUCACGGUCAAGCACUACACCAUCUUGCAGCUCAACGUCGCCCUCCUGCAGGGCAUCAAGACGCAGCGCGACGUGCGCGACAUGCCCGCCGAGCGGCGACAUGGCCUAGCCGAGGCGGUGCGCGCCGCGGCCGCACUGGUGGCAAGAGCAGUCCGCGGCCCCGAGCGCGCCAAGCUCCGACACGGCAACCGCAACUCCCGUACGCACAGUGUCCCUUCUGCCCAGCUGACACCAGGCCUCGGCCUCGCGCACGCCGCGCGCUCACUCAUCCGCAUGGCGAGCCUGCUCCCCGAGGCGAUCAACCUGCGCGAGGCGGCGAAGGACGUCGAGCUGCUCGCUGACCAACUGGCCAGAUGUACGCCCUCACCCCUGCUCCUCACUGACCCCGGCCCAGUCCCGGACUUCCACUUUGCCCAGUUCCUGCACCACGUUGUCGUGGAAGCGCGGCGCAAGAAACAGCUGCCCCCCGGGUCCGUCGCGACGUCCCCCCGUGCCGGAGCACCGGCGCUCCCGGACGCCACGUUCGACUUCACCGUCGCCGACGACAUGUUCGCCAGCGAGGACUGGAUGACGAUCCUGGCCGGUGGAGUCACCGUGGACCAGCUGCAGCCGGUUGAGGCUGUGCCUGCUUUCCAGUUCUUCGCGCUCGAACAGCCUCGGUUCGGACAGGUGUCUGGCCCGUCGCCGACCUCGGAGGACUACGACGGCGGUCUGUUCGGAUUGGGAAGCGGAAGGACGGCGUGGCUUCCUUCGCAGUGAUUCUGGACUUCAUGCUUGAUAUACUCGUCCAUCAGCGAUCUGCUGCAUCGGGCGCUGGCAAGUGACGUGUAUGCAUGCGCCGUGUG
Molecule: messenger RNA, 2349 nt
Organism: Vanrija pseudolonga
Lineage: Eukaryota; Fungi; Basidiomycota; Tremellomycetes; Trichosporonales; Trichosporonaceae
Exons: 15
Coding region: 32-2263 (743 amino acids)
Biological process (GO): regulation of DNA-templated transcription
Cellular component (GO): nucleus
Molecular function (GO): DNA-binding transcription factor activity, RNA polymerase II-specific; transcription cis-regulatory region binding; zinc ion binding
Source: RefSeq, a predicted model, not a curated record